AUGGAAAACAAUAUUCUGUCAAUUAAAGUCACAGCAUCGGUUUCGAAUCUAGCAAUGAAUGAAGAGUCUAAGAACAUAGUCAAAAUCUAUCAAGGAAAAGUGAUCAAAGAGUCAAUGGAAGACGAAAGUGGAAUUGUAACACUUUUAAAUUCUUCUGAAAACCCACUUGUACCAAAUUCUCAUAUCUACUUGUUUCCACGUAGCUUCACGUCAAGUCAUCUCUCUGAACUCUUACGUUAUGAACAAGUUUCUUUUCCUUCGAUCACUGAGGAGGAAGAUGUUCCUUGUUGUGAGUAUAUAGGUAAACAAAUAGCUCGUCAAAUCAGUCACUCGUUUGCUAAUGAUGUUUCUCUUAGAGAACCUGUUUUCGUUACCGUCGGUCUGAAAUUCAUCUGGGAGAGUCGUGUGAUUUUCUCGCCUGUUGGUUCUGUUCCGAGAGGUGCUUCCGCUGAAGUAUUGCAGAGGUUGUCGGAAGAACAGAGUGUGGAUUCUACGUGUUCGAUUUGUUUUGAGAAUUUUUCGGGAAUCAUCAUCCGGAUGCCUGAAUGUCAGCAUAUGUUUCAUAAAGAUUGUCUUUUCAAGUGGCUUGUUCGUCAAAACUCGUGUCCCUUGUGUCGCUGA
Messenger RNA from Camelina sativa (false flax), 621 nucleotides. RefSeq lists its product as uncharacterized. Gene Ontology annotation, molecular function: ubiquitin protein ligase activity. The record is from RefSeq and is a predicted model, not a curated record. Gene Ontology annotation, cellular component: nucleus. Gene Ontology annotation, biological process: ubiquitin-dependent protein catabolic process. NCBI's taxonomy places the organism in Eukaryota, Viridiplantae, Streptophyta, Magnoliopsida, Brassicales, Brassicaceae.